Messenger RNA from Paraglomus brasilianum, 921 nucleotides. The record is from the annotation of a GenBank genome assembly. Lineage: Eukaryota; Fungi; Glomeromycota; Glomeromycetes; Paraglomerales; Paraglomeraceae.
AUGGACAUAGUUCUCACAUAUGCAGACGAAUACCUUUUUGACGAUCUAUACGCGCACGUAUUUCCUCGCUUUGUUAAUGUCUCCCAUCCCUAUUUUCCCUCUCUUUCAACAAUUUCCUUUCUUUCACGCGAUAACGUUUAUCGUCAGUACACUACUCUCUUUAUUAUAACCAUUGCCUUCAUUACAACUUUCUACUUUUCGCUAUCUGGCGUCUCGUAUUACUUGGUAUUUAACCAUGACUUGAUGAAACAUCCGAAAUUCCUCAAGAACCAAAUACGUAAAGAGAUGUUCCUGUCCGUCGGUGGAUUUCCUAUUACUACUGCAGUCACCAUACCCUGGUUUAUUGGAGAAGUGAAAGGGUAUUCUAGGUUAUAUGAUGACGUGGAAAAGUAUGGGUGGUGGUAUUUGAUAGCAAGCGUGCCGAUGUUCUUGCUCUUUACCGACUUUUGUAUUUAUUGGAUUCACCGAUGGUUGCAUCAUCCAUUGAUUUAUAAGCAUUUGCACAAGCCACAUCAUAGAUGGAUCGUCCCAACCCCAUUCUCAUCCCAUGCAUUUCACCCGCUUGACGGAUACCUCCAAUCUGUUCCGUAUCAUCUCUUUGUGUUUUUAUUUCCUCUCCAGAAAUAUGUGUAUCUCGGACUAUUUGUGUUUGUUAACGUUUGGACUAUCCUAAUACAUGAUGGCGCCUACUUAACAGCGAACCCGUUAAUAAACGGGGCGGCUCAUCAUACUUUACACCAUCUCUACUUUAAUUACAACUACGGACAGUAUUUCACGUUAUGGGAUAGAGUGGGUGGUACUCACAGACUUCCAGGAGACGAACAGUAUAAAUUAAAGACAGACAAUAUGAUCUGGGAGAAGCAAGCGCGAGAGGUAGAUGAAUUUGAUGAGAACGGCAAGGAAAAGGUUAAAACCAAUUAG